AUGGGCACAGCAGUGUACCCCUCAGACCGUGACCUCCGGGUGACAUCGCACCCCUCCCACUCUCCCCUGGCACGGCCUCUGCAUCCGCCGCACUCCCAGACUCUGCCUGACUUUCUCAGGAUUCCGGGAACAGAGGAUGAUUUUUCUGCCAAAGCCGGUCGGGGAGGUGUGGGCGGAGCAGACACGGACAGGAGGCUGCAACACGAGCACUUAGCGGAUUCAGAGGGAUCAGAGCUGACAGCGGCGUUCAGGAGACGCCGGGAUGUGACCGAGCACACGGCGGCGCUUUGUGUCUCGUCGAAUCCCCUGCUCUCCGCUGCGCCCCUGCACCCCUCCUGCACCCCUCCUGCACCCCCCCCUGCACCCUGCGGGAAAGGGAACUGUCAGCAGAGUGACAAGAGCGAGCGCCGAGGAGAGCUCUGA
Knipowitschia caucasica is the source of this 423-nucleotide messenger RNA. NCBI's taxonomy places the organism in Eukaryota, Metazoa, Chordata, Actinopteri, Gobiiformes, Gobiidae. The record is from the annotation of a GenBank genome assembly.